This is a messenger RNA of Pyricularia pennisetigena, 984 nucleotides long. RefSeq lists its product as uncharacterized. The record is from RefSeq and is a predicted model, not a curated record. The coding region runs from base 1 to 984 and encodes 327 amino acids. The transcript is spliced from 3 exons. NCBI's taxonomy places the organism in Eukaryota, Fungi, Ascomycota, Sordariomycetes, Magnaporthales, Pyriculariaceae. Gene Ontology annotation, biological process: protein polyubiquitination; ubiquitin-dependent protein catabolic process; positive regulation of proteasomal ubiquitin-dependent protein catabolic process. Gene Ontology annotation, cellular component: cytoplasm; ubiquitin ligase complex. Gene Ontology annotation, molecular function: ubiquitin protein ligase activity; zinc ion binding; ubiquitin conjugating enzyme binding.
AUGGACUCUGCUUCCCUUUCGCUGGCCGUCCGGCUGAUGCUGGAAGACUUGGAUGCUCUAAAGUCCGGAAUAAAGGGCAAGGGCCGGGAAGACGAUGGGCUCCCUGAUAUUGAUAUCGUCACGGAGUUCUUCCGGGAGAAACUCGCAGCGCAGGCCAUUCUUACGUCCGAUCGAACCAUGUGCGAGAGUACUGCUGAGGCCGUGACCAAAGAUGCUGACACAAUCAGGUACCUUGACUCAGAGCAGGCACAGCGGGAUGCUCAGCUCGACGACGAGCUCGUCGACAAGUUGAAGCUCCUCUACCCGAGCUCCCUGAGGCGGAAUCUUCCUCGUGGGGCGCUAACCGCGUUGUCAAGCGGCGGCCAAGGAGGAAUUGCACCGGUGGCGCGUUGUCCCUGCUCUCACGAAUACUGCCGAGGGUGCCUGAAUUCGCUCUUCCAAGCCUCAACUGUUGACGAGUCGCUGUACUCCCCACGCUGCUGCCAGCAGCGCAUCCCCCUGGACCAGAAUCGCAUCUUUCUGACCCCGGACCUGGUAGGCCGCUUCAAGGCCAAGGAGAUGGAGACGUCCAGCAAGGUGUACUGCCACGGCCCGAAUUGCUCCACGUUCGUGUCACCAAGGUUUGUCAACGAGGUCAAAAACACGGCUGUCUGUGUCAGGUGCAACAAGAGGACCUGCACGACAUGCAAGGGGGCAACGCACGCCGGGGAUUGCCCCCAAGAUUCUGGCGUCCAGCAGGUGCUGGAAUUGGCGGCCCAGGAGGGCUGGCAGCGGUGCUACAACUGCUUCCGGCAUGCCCUUGCGGAGCACAAUUUUGCUAUCUCUGUGGCGAGCGAUGGAAGACUUGCGCUUGUCAACAAUGGGAAGAGCGUCGCCUGUAUAGUCGAGCCGCAGACGUCGUCGCCAGAGACCCACAGGCCCGACUUUUGGACCCUCUGGCGCGUGAGGAACGGAUGCGAGAAGCCGCUGCUCAUCUCAGGGUGA